Saccostrea echinata is the source of this 1683-nucleotide messenger RNA. RefSeq lists its product as uncharacterized. Gene Ontology annotation, biological process: DNA replication. The transcript is spliced from 2 exons. Gene Ontology annotation, molecular function: nucleotide binding; DNA-directed DNA polymerase activity; DNA binding. The coding region runs from base 178 to 1683 and encodes 501 amino acids. NCBI's taxonomy places the organism in Eukaryota, Metazoa, Mollusca, Bivalvia, Ostreida, Ostreidae. The record is from RefSeq and is a predicted model, not a curated record.
UAUCAUGUCCCGGGGACCAAUUACAGAUGCGACGGAUUUGUACAGAGUCCCAACGGAAAAGGAACCAUUUACGAAUUUUAUGGUUGUGUGUUCCACGGCUGUCCCUCCUGUUUCCCAGAAGACCGAAAUUACACCAAACAUCCUUCCACCAAUCAAACUAUCAAAGAAUUAUACGAUAUGACAAUAAACAGAGAAAAAGAACUUAAAAAUCUGGGAUACAGCUUGGUUACUAUAUGGGAGCAUCAGUUUAAAUAUCAGUUGGAUAAGAAUGCGGUUUUGCAACAGUUUGUGUCGACCCUAGAUCUCCAAGACCGACUCGACCCACGGGACAGUUUUUUUGGUGGUAGAACCAAUGCCAUUAAACUACAUUACAAAGCAGGAGAAGACGAAACCAUACAGUAUUACGACUUUACCAGUCUUUAUCCUUGGACCAACAAAUACUGUCGCUACCCCGUUGGUCAUCCUACCAUUGUGACGGACAAUUUCCAGGACUUGUCACAGUACUUUGGACUUGCCAAAAUUAAAAUUCUACCUCCUAGAAAACUUUAUCAUCCUGUACUUCCUUAUAACUCGAAUGGAAAAUUAAAGUUUCCACUGUGUCGCACAUGUGCGGACAGUGAAAAUCAGAGUGAAUGUACAUGUACUGAAGAAGACAGAGCCAUCACGGGCACGUGGUGUACUCCCGAAAUUCAAACGGCAACGUCUAAAGGAUACAAAAUUUUAAAUAUUUAUGAGGUCUAUCAUUUUACCGAAUCGUCAAAAUACGAAGUCGAGUCGUGUGAGGGGGGAUUGUUUGCUAAAUAUGUAAAUAUGUUCUUAAAAAUCAAACAGGAGGCUUCGGGAUUUCCAGCCGAAUGCGUUACGGAAGAAGCUAAAUGGAAAUACAUCAGGGAAUACAAAGAAAAAGAAGGCAUACAAUUAGACUAUAACAAAAUUAAAAAAAAUCCCGGUUUGCGAUGCUUAGCAAAACUCUGUUUAAAUAGCUUUUGGGGUAAAUUUGGUCAAAGGUUAGGCAUGCAACAGUCUAUGUUUAUUCACGAAGCAGAAGCCGAAAAAUUUUUUCAGAUGCUUUCAGAUCCAACAAAAGUACCACACAAUUUUCACAUUGUUUCAAGAGACAUACUCCAUUUAGAGUGGAGUAACAACCCUUUGUUUACUCAGUUCGAUAACAAAACCAACAUAUUCUUAGCUUCUUUUACCACCAUGUGGGCUCGACUCAAAUUAUACAGUGUUCUUGACAAUUUAAACGAGAAUGUUUUGUAUUUUGAUACAGACAGUGUCAUUUUUAAGGCUAAAAAGUCGGACGACUUGAGUUAUCUACCCAUUGGUAAUUACUUGGGAGAGUUGACUAACGAGAUCGCCCCACAAGAUGGUUACAUUGUUGAAUUUGUCUCGGGGGGUCCCAAGAAUUAUGCUUAUCGUACGUUGUCGGGAAAAGAAGAAUGUAAAGUUAGGGGAUUUACACUGAACUGGGCCAACUCAAAACUGAUCAAUUUCGAUGCCAUCAAGUCCAUCAUCUGUACCUCACACGACCGACAAAUCGAAAUUGUCAACCCUUGUAAAAUAUCCAGAGACAGUAGAAAGAGGAAAUUGCUAAACAGAGUAGAAACUAAAAAUUAUAAAAUGGUGUACACCAAAAGGAGAAUUCUUCCCAACUUAGACACGUUGCCCUUUGGAUUUUAA